Molecule: messenger RNA, 5214 nt
Organism: Dermacentor andersoni
Lineage: Eukaryota; Metazoa; Arthropoda; Arachnida; Ixodida; Ixodidae
Product: tenascin-like
Molecular function (GO): protein binding
Source: RefSeq, a predicted model, not a curated record
GUUCGAAAUGCACUUAUCGCACUUGGACUUCAUAUGAAAUCUUGCCCUGGUGCCGAUGGCGAAACUUCUCCAGGAAUGUUCUUAUAGUUGUUAUUGCAAGAAAAUGUAUUUGUCUUCAGCCUAUAGGUAACAUGCAGCUAACACAGUAACAUAUAUAUGGCUCUUGUUUGAUUUGUGUGUCUUCUAUUGAAUCUAAUACUAAUCUAAAGUCCGAACUACAGCACAGGGCUUCCCUCUUUCAUCCACAACCAACGUUCAUCACAAGUCUCGCGUCAUUUCUAACACCACGCUUGUUAAUCCUCUUUCUCAAUGCGCCAUACAGUACUAAGCCGUUCAUUCACCGCAGGCACACACCGCCGCCAACUUGAAUUUCCUCUUUUCAUUAGUGGAAUCCGCCGCCGUAACGAUGUGGCUAUGACGUUGUGCUGCUGAGAUUGACGUUGCGGGUUAAAUUCCAGUAUUAGUGGCCGCAUACCGGGUGGGAGGGUACGGGGGUGGAAGACAGAAAUGUUCGGGUUCGUGCCCUGGGUGGUGAAGGAUGAAUCUCUGGAGAUCAAAAUUAUACCAAGGCAUCCCCUAUGACGUUCUUCACAAUCAGAUUGUCGUUUUGGCAGGUAGAACACGCCAAUGUAUUUAAAUUAACCGUUUUCUAGAGAGCAAGGAACUGGACCAGAGCCCCUACAAACGCAGUGCAAGCUUCCCAGCAAUUGUAAGCAAAAAAAAAAAAAAGCACGAAAAUUGUGGCGUACUUUAGGCAUGGUCUGUUUUCUUAAACCAUCCCACUUGUAAUAAGUCUCAUUGGGCAUUGGAGGCCACUACAUAAACAGACAAACAAACUAACUAAAACAACAAACUAAAGAAACAAGAAAUAAAGAAAGAAAGACAACAGCUACAACGUGCUAUUUGUAACCACUGCAAUAUAGCAGUAGUUUCUGGCUGUUUUGUGCCGUGCAUUCCACUUGCGUCUCUUCCUCUUCCACCAUAUCUCUUUUCGAUGGGACUUUAGUGACUCAAACAGCGUUCGCGUAUUUCCUCGUCAACUUCCGCCCGCAAGCCGAUAUGGACUCUCAACUUAUUUCGUUUGACUGCCGACGCGGCUUUGGCGAACAAGCACUCCAUAAGGUCGGUUUGUUGCUGCAUCUGAUGCCAUCUCACCGAGAGGACAAAAGCCAGACACGCCUAGAAGCUUGCAUCCAACGAUGGAAAACGAGAAGCCGCCACCAUAUGUUCAGUUUCUCCCGGCAGAUGCUACAGUCACCUUGGUCCAAGCCGAGCCAGUGGAGUCCGCGAGAUCAGAAAACAGAGCACGGUCGUCUUGGCGCACACACAAGAGAAUAUUCGUAUGUUGUGUUCCCAUCUGCCUGGCUGCCACAGUGACUGCUUUAACACUGUUCUUAUUCCUUGGGAACAAGUCAUCUUCAACGGCAGAAAAUUUUAAAGGAGCGGAUUUACCUGACGUUGAGAACCUGGCUCUAGUAUCACUUGUGGGCAACUCCAUCGUCGUUACCUGGAAGCGUCCUGAAGCUCGUUUUGACUACUACUGGGUCAGCAUUAGUGAGCACAGUGGGAAAGGCAACGUCGCCGUGAAACAGCACAAUUUGGGCUCCUGUGCCAACGGCACCAUCAUCCAUCCAACCCAGAACCGAGUCACCUGCAGCAACAUCGAUGCUUGCACGAACGUCAGCUUGAGUGUGCGUACGCACGAAAACGGACCACCAGAACGCACAUCUCGAGGAGCUGAAAUAGGAGGCAUUUUUAUUGCCGGAGAAGAUCCAGAUCCCCCGAAGAACAUCACAGUGGUAGGGAUAUCGCCUUCGCUCACCCGACUACAGUGGGCGCCACCGGCUACAUUGUCCCGAAUGCUUAGAUACACAGUUAAAUUGUGCGACAAUUUUACUCCGUGUAACGCAGACGAACGCUUGUCUGGUUGCAUAGACCAGGAGACGUCACAGACCUGGCUGAAUUUUGAAAGCAACGUGAACACGACAUAUUGCGUCGUUGUUGUCGCAAGUGCCGAAUGCGGGCCCCACGUGAUGAGAAGUCGCUCAUCCGUAGCUGAAAUACGGACGCCGUCGUUUGCGCCACCUGAAAUUACUGACCUCAGCCUGGUUAACGUAGGAGAGAACAACUUCACGGUGGCGUGGAAGAGGCCCAUGGCGAGCUUUGACUACUACCGCGUGGAGCUGAACGAUAUCGAGCGCACAUUCGCACCUGCUGUACCCGUGAAUGUGGGUUCAUGCGCAAAGGGCACAAUUCUUCACCCGGACCAGACGGAAAUAACCUGUAACCAGCUGGAGCCUUGGAACACAUAUAUGUUUGAGUUGCGAACGCACAUCAAUGGACCACCUUCGCGAAGCUCUGUUGGCGUUGGGAAGGUCAUUGUAACGAACAAAAAAGCUGAAUCCGAGGUGUCCAAUCUGAAGAUUGGAAACAUCACUGGAACGUCUUUUGCUGUGACCUGGGAACGACCGAAAGAGUGCAUCGAAUACUAUACUGUAGAGGUCACUGACCACAGCAGUGGCAGCAUUGGCGACAGACUCUACGGCGUGGUGUCGUGCCAUAAUGGGGUUCCUAUUAAUCCGAGGCAGACAAGUCUCACCUGCACCAAAUCUGACACGUGCACCACCAUCAGUGUCCGAGUGAAAACACACACGAGAGGCCCUCCGGAACAUGCUUCACCUGGAAUAACACUGGAGAAUGUCCUGAUUCCUGGAACAGGGCUUCCUGAAGUGACUGACCUCAAGUUGGUAGCCAUCAAAAAUGAUUCUUUCGUCGUCACAUUUCAUGCACCAAAGGACUGCGUGGACCAAUUCCAUUAUAACAUCACUGAUCACACUUAUUCUAGUCGUAAAGUGAACCACGGAAAAUGCUUUCACGAGAGCAUGACAAAGUCAAACACUUUUCAGGUCACAUGCAUUGGAGUUGAGGCGUGUGGCAAGGUGGAUUUUGCAGUGGGGUCACGUAAAGCCGAACCACAUAUACCUGAUUCACCUGGGGUCGCGCUGCGCGGUAUCUUCAUCCGUGGUAAAUGUAACGGAUAGUAUUUCCUGUCAAAAUUUUCCAGUUGAUUUUUGAACUCAUAGAAUAAGUCGUCUGAGUCAUUAGGCGUAAUACAAUCCGGAGACAGCAAAACAAAAUGGAGCAUUAUUAAUCUUGUUGUUGGUGCAGUAGUGACAGCGGUAAAAUUUACGGUAGAUCUAAUUCUGUCAGUAUAUACUGAGAAAGCUGUUUAUAAAUUACCGGUCAGUGAAGAAUCGAACACUGCAACAUUUCUCGAGCAUUAGAAAAGGCAAAUAUGAGAACGUUAACCCCAUUAAGAGAUUUAAAAAAUACAAAUAAAAAACUGUUAAAUGGCGCAAGACUUUUCAAAUUUGUUAUGUUAUUCCUUCUUUAACAGUCUGCUGUGGUCGUGUGAUAUGUACUAGCCAGCUGAAUCCGCGUGUCUUGCACUCAAUUUCCGCUUUAGUCCUACUUUCAGUGCUAGCAUAGGCAGCCUCUGGGUAUCCUACAAUCGACGUGCUUACAAAUUCAAUAGUAAUAUCGGCAUUCCUGUUAACCUGCUAUUGAGGAACGCUACAUCUCACCACUCUUCAAUUCCUGUGUUGCCUACACAGGUAAACAUGUGGAUAACGCAACAAAUAUAGCCGUUGCCGCUAUAGUAACGUAGGUCAUUUGCUCUUGCUAUGCGGUUGCCAUUUUCUUUAUUUGUCCGCACGGUGUGACCAUCAUCUGGAGUGCUCAUACAUUAUUGUUGUAAUAAUUGUUGAGGUGUGAAUUGUUCGGUGCCCCAACGUAACAUUGCACUGAAUCUGUAUUACUGGCUAUAAUUUUGACGUGAAAGGCCUUUAACACCGGUCAGAGGGGGCCCGUUCAGAGAGACAUAGCAGAGAGACACUCACCGUUCAGAGAGACAUAGCUGCGCAAUGCACGCCUCAGUCCGAACGAGAGUGGUCGUGUUCGGGAAGGAUUCCUCAAACACAGUAAGUAUGUUCCAUCGAUUACAAAGCAGUGCUUCGCUGAAGUUAUGAGGCCUAAAGGGACGUAAUUUUUUUCCCAGUGAUUUCACACCCUUGUCUGAUAUGGCAGCCUCGUGUUCGAGCCACAAAGUCCAAAGAGUGUGUGAUGAGCCUGGGGAGCAAGACUGACUGAUGAGAGUUCACCCCCGCCACUUUUUAUUAGCGGGCGUUCGUUACGAAGAGCGAAUGAGGGCGGUUUCAAGGCUACUCCCUAGGUUCUCGACUAGCUGUAUGAUAUGUGAGUUAGGCGUGGCCACUUUCUCAUGCGCGGAUAAAUGUCAAGCGCCUAACUUCGUUAUCUUUGUGUAGCGGAAAGGAGCCAGUAUUCGUUUAUGAAACGAUCUCGUGACCAGGUGACGCCCUUAUAAUGCCGCGCACUACGCAGUCUGAGAUAACUUUAGACGCGCAGCUCGGGAGUAUGUUUGUCUGUCAGGAGAGCAGGAAUGGGUGCGUUUCAGAUGGCCCGCUAUGGCAACAGUAGGUUUAGCUUACCAAAUGCCUACUGGAUCUCAUGUUGAAACUAAGUUACUCAUGUAUAAAACUUUAAUUCGCCCAAUGAAAAGCAUAAUAAUAAGCAGUGCGACAUUAACUCGAUUGAGAGCAUACAACGAAAAUCUAGUAGGUUCAUAUGUCGUCGCUAUGAUCACUAUUUUUCACCCUCUCGUGUCUUAUCUGCUUUGAACCUAACCCCUUUAUGCACACGCCGUCACACUGAGGCAUUGAAGUAUCUGCAUGGCAUCGUCACAUUUUCUUAUCGUGUCUCACAUCCCUUAUAUAUUCCUUCAGAUAUUCCUCGGUCAAGUGGGAGUCACCAUGGCCUUAAUAUUAGGCCUUACAUUGCUCGAUGUAAUAAAUUUAUAUACAAGUUUUUCCAACGUACUAUUGAAUUCUGGAACUUAAUUCGCGGAACAAUUAUGUCACUGCCAUUAAACGAUUUCGUGCUACAAGUUAACUACACUUGAUUUUAUGUAUUUUCUUGUUGUUGCAGUGUAUUGACUCAUUCUUGUUUAUGUACUGACACUCAGUGUUGCUGCUAUUUGGAGUUUCAUUUGUGUCGUCUGUCUUAUUUCUAGUGAAGUUUUAUAAUUGUUUACUUGUUUUUUGUAUGACUUCUUUUUGUCUAACACGCUCCUGCAAUAGCCCCAUAAAGGGGCUGCAGUAUGUAUUAAUAAAAUAAAUAAAUACAUAAGCCCUACAA